Molecule: messenger RNA, 6766 nt
Organism: Colletotrichum scovillei
Lineage: Eukaryota; Fungi; Ascomycota; Sordariomycetes; Glomerellales; Glomerellaceae
Exons: 4
Coding region: 3736-6261 (841 amino acids)
Biological process (GO): nuclear-transcribed mRNA catabolic process, deadenylation-dependent decay
Cellular component (GO): cytoplasm
Molecular function (GO): mRNA 3'-UTR binding
Source: RefSeq, a predicted model, not a curated record
AUCAAUCUCUCUCGCUCUCUCGCCUGCUCCGCGGUGGCCCACACCCCCGGCUCCGCGCGCUGCAUCUGCAUUCUCGCAUCGACAAGCCAAAUUACACACCUGGCGCCUUCAACUAGGUUGCUUGAGGACUUCCGGACCAGAUAAGCGUGGGCAGACCACGGCGGCAUCGGAUACACGUUUCCAAGUACUCGAGUGACCAGCAUCUACGUACGGAUACCGCCAUCGAAUGAAUUGUACAAACAAAACGGUCUCAGCACGGACAGACCCUCUCUCUUUCUCUCAUCGCCUGCUGUUUUUUCGCAGGUUGUUUUGCAGCAGCACCUAUAUCGACAGAAGCAGCACAGCCACAUCCACGAUCUAUUCGGUUCUCGGUACACGCAGUCCGCGAGAACCUUUGACCAUUCAAAGACGGUCACUUUGUGCUUGUCUGCUUUACGGCUUGCCCUACCUUGGCCAAGCCAGAGGUAACGUCAAGUACCUCGCCUUGAGUUUGGUGCCAUUGCAACAUCAACGACUCUCCCUGUCGUGCCUGUGGCCAGCCGUCGGAGACCAAUCGCAAACCGCCAUUCCAUUCCAAAGGAUCCAAAGAGAAGGGCUCCAGAGGCUUGCCACACCCAUCCACCAUUUUCUCUGACUCUAUUUGAUCAUCGUGGGAACCACCGCGCCUCUUCUUUUCAGUCCGCAUCGUCUACCUGUUUUUAAACCUUGUGUCUUUUUUUCCAACGUCCACCAUCUCUUGCCUAUAGUCCGACUUUGCUCUGGCAGAGUUGAGCCCCAAGAGCAUAUCUCUCGGGGCACGCAGCGUCGACGCUCUAGUAAUUACACACACACUCUCGCACACUACAGACACGCACACACGAGCAACGCACACACCAACCGAGGCACCUACAGAUAGAAGCUAGGAGCGACAAGGACAAGAACAAGAGGCACACACGCGACAUACUGCAUACACCAUUCGUCCCGACUUGUAUCGACGUUUCGAACCCCGGGGACUUUGAACAUUGCUUCCCGCCACGCACUUGGUACCUGUUGGCCCGUUUUCUCUCGACACUUCGCGCUCAACCGCUCCUCUGAGAGCCCGUAGCUGCACCCAGUACAAUCAACCAGUCACUCACUCACUCUGUCACUCAUUGUACGGACCACCGUCUCCGCAAAUUCAUAGGUUGAUUGGACGUCAAGUCCUGUUUGCCUCCACCGUCGAUACUUCUCUCCGCGCGCCCACUUCAGCCCGUACUUUGUCAACAGUCAAGCCGUGUCAGGGUACCUGUUAUUCUCUCCCGCCAAGGUGCCCCGGUACCUCAGCCCUCUGAACGCACGCAUAAACCGUCCAUUCAAGACGUCUGCAAACGAACAUUUAGCUUUUUUGUCAAGCCGCACAUCACAUCAUUUGGAGACGAACGCUCUUCGCUCGCCCACAUACGCACAAUCCCAAAAAGAACGCAUUGCCCCCUUUGGUACUCUGCUCUGUGACCUGUCGUCACCACCUGUCCAAACUUUCAAUAUCUGUACCUUGGUGGAGAGGAGCAGAGAAGCAGGCAGCCAACAAAACCAGGCCAACCGCGAACGAGUACCUACCUACCUACGGAUACUCAUUGACGGAUAGAGGAAGAAGAGAAUAGAGGAGGCAACGGAACGGGAGGCAAGAAACAGCAAGGCAGCCACCGGGGAUUUGUAGCCCCCUCGCACACACGCACAUUCGACUGUCGAUUCCUCGCAAGACAGGAGUACAAGAUUUGGUAAGUUCGGCGCAAAGUCUCGUCUCUCGUCUCUGGGUUGGAUCCAAUAACAGGGCCAAACUAUCAUUGCCCCUCCCCCCCUUGUCUGCCUAUUCUGAUCUUUCCCAUCUCAUUCUCCCGUCCUUUCGCCUCCCUCCUUUCCCGCCUUCAUUGCUUGUCUCUACCUUACCUCGCACUCUAUUCACACCGUCACCAAGCUAUACAGAGUUGAGCACCUUGGCAUCCCCCUCCAAAGCAAGCAAGCCAGAAAAAAAAAAAAGAGGUACGAUAAUUACCGGCAAGAAUGUGUGUGUGUCGAUUUCCAUCCGUACCCGGCCUCACAUCCCCAUCCCUCGCAUGACUGACCCCUUCCCGUCUGCCAUCCAUCAAUCAAUCCUUCCCGUCGGUGUCUACCACGGUGUCGUGGGUGUCUGUCUACCUUCCAUGUUUCUUACUGCAUUUUGCGGCUUUGCCUCCCCGAAGUUGUGUUGUCGGGUCCCCCCCCCCCCCCUUCUUCCCACGGCUCCAUCGUUCAACUCCCAAGGGCCCCAUCUCCAGUCCCGGUCCUAGGCCCAGUUCCCAGUCCCAGUCCCAGUUCCAGUUCCAGUUCCAGUUCCAAUGCACCCCCGGUCGCAUCCCUGACCCCUCGACUCCUCAAGACUGAGGAGCACAGAAAGAGAGAGAGAGAAAGAAAGAGGGAAUAGAGGACCACUUUGGGGCAGUUGGGCCACACCCUAGACAGGAAAGCUCCAUGUCAGCUCCCCUUCAAACUCCCCCUCUCACCACCCUCCUGUCCUCCCGCCCCCGUCUCCGUUCUUCUCAGUGGAUGCCUCCCUCCGUCUAGUCCAUCUGCGAGUCGCAGCUACUGCAGCUCCCACACGAGAGUCUCCAGUGUUCAAGUCUCCCGGUCCCAAGGCCAGGCUUUUAGGUCAAGUCUAGGUCCCAGCUGGUAGCCCACGACUUUCCCAAAGGUCCAGGGUGCACUUGUCCUCGAUAUUGGAUUGCGCAAAAAAAAUCUCCUACAAAGUUAUUAGCUGCCCGCUCCCGUCUUGUCCCUCGCCCCAGCCGACCGCGGGCGCUCCAUCAAACAAUCAACCUAAUCAGCCUUACCAGCGACGCUUGACCUGUCGGGUGUUUUCUGUUCUGUGUCUACUCUAUUAUUACUGUACAUUUUUGGUCUUCCACAUCAUCACAAGAGCCUCCGGUCGCUUCUAUACAUUACAUACCUUUGACAGAGUCACCUUACUCUCCGUACAUUAUCCGUACUCCUCCCUCUCUCUCUUACUCUUCGUCAUCUCUCUCGCCCUCAUCCUCGCCCAUCCUCGCCCAUCCUCACAUUCCUCCAUCCCUCCCAUCCCGCUAUUGCUCUCCCACAUACCUUGCCUUCCCGGACGAGCCCACUCGCUUUGUUUCUUUCCAUCAUAAUCCAAGUACGCACACCUGCACCCUUAUCCCUCACCUUAUUCCUCCUCGCUCGCCUCCCUCCCUCACGACCAAAGCGGGCAAACCCUCUCCUCAACAAUCAACCCUGUGCUUCGCGCUAGAAUUUCUGCCCCCCCAGUCUGCCUGGUUUUACUGACGCCCACCGUUCUCCCUUCGUUUUUUAGUCCGCGCGCCAUAGACGAUUCCUGGAGAAAGUUCCUGUCGCAAGAAAAAGUUUACACCUACAUCGUAUAUAAUUCACGACCGGAAAACCCAAAACUUCCCACAAGCAGCUGCGCCCUCUACGUGUGUGUGUGCAGCCACAUAGACGUGCCCUUCAACCUCUGCGUCCUCUCGCUUCUCGCCAGCCACCACAGCAACCUCUGUGUGACAGACAGACCCAAAGAGCAGCAUCAAGCAGCAAGCGAGGUGCAUCCGAUCUCACCAUCGCAGCCGCGAACUUUCCCCCCCAUUCGCCGCACCAAAAGAGGUCAACCUCCGGAAACCCUCGCUCCUCCUCUCUCUCUCUCCGCAUCCCCCCGGACACUCGACCGCAUCUUCUGUGACCGUCUCUCCUGCGUAGAGACCGACCACAAACAUGACCACCACCGCCCGGCCAGCAGGUCGGUACGGAAGCUUCCCCAUGGCAAACGGCCAGAAUGAGAAGCCUGCCACCGGCGUCGCCCCCGGCUUCACAGGCUCCAACUUGUACUCGCAAAACAUCUGGAACACAACGUACACAGGAGGCGCAGGAAAGAGAGACCCCCGAGGCCCGGAAGACAGCUUCGCUGGACAGCCAUCAGGGUCCGGUGCCCUUGCUGCGAACUCGGAGGCGGACACGUGGACUCAGAAUCCCUGGAACCAGGACACCCAGACUCGAUCAGCAUCAGGCAGUACCUCGCCGAACCGCACACGCGACAGCAUCCACAACAGCAAUUCCUUCUUCGACAACAACGCCGUCGGGCAGGGACGCAACCUCAUCAAUGGACGGCCGAAAUCAUACCUGGAGGAGGACAAGGAGAACACGGGCUUCGGGCCCAGCUACGGCGGCGCCUUUGAUGGUUCGUACGCAAGGCAGGAGAAGCGAGGUUCCAAAGACAAUGCCUAUCUGAACCUCGGCGUGGUGGGUGCUCCCUCGAGAGACAGCAGCAUUCCUCCCUCGCGCCAGUCGGACGACUCGCACCAUUCGCCCCCUGCCUUCCGAGACAACUUUGGGGGCUAUGGUCACACUCCCAGCAACUCGAUUGCCUCGAGCCGUCCCGCCAUCCCCGGCCACUCUUCCUCCUUCCCCACACAGACUACCAACAACAGGGCCUUUAUGGCCAACGGCAGACAGAUGGACGAAACGGACCUGGCUCCUCAGUUCAAGAAGUCCCUCACGCUCGACGAAGCCCAGAGCAUCGCCGCCGGUGCGCAGAACUUCCAGUUCAACCCCGUGUCUCAGCCCUGGAGGGGCGACAUGAACGCCGCCAUCACUGGCGAAAUGUACGCUGACGCCAUGGCGGCUCAGUACAAGCGCGGUUCCGCCGACCGCAUCGCCGGUGCCUCUGGUCAGUACCGGGUUGUCACUAGCCCCAAGACAUAUGCGCCUCAAGCGUCUGACCUGUGGACCCAACGGCCGUCGUCCCGCGAUCUGAGAAUGGUCCCGGAUGGCGACCGUCGAACGCCCGUUCCCGCCUUCAUCCAGGCGCAGGCGCCCGCAUUCUACCCUGGACCUUACUACACUCCCAACUUUGCGGGCCAGUACCCUCCGCAAAUGUUCGACCCUUACGGACGUCCAUCGCUUCCUCUGCCGAGCUACGGCCUGCACAUGGCGCCGUACUCGAUGCCGGGCGUGAUGCCUAUCCGGCCCAGCAAGGACCAGGACCCUGGCAAGGGCGUCCGCAGCUUGCUCCUGGAGGAAUUCAGGUCCAGCUCCAAGUCGAACAAGCGAUACGAGCUGAAGGACAUUUACAGCCACAUUGUCGAGUUCAGUGGCGACCAGCACGGAUCGCGCUUCAUCCAGCAAAAGCUCGAAACUGCCAACAGCGAUGAGAAGGAUCAGGUGUUCCGCGAGAUUGAGCCCAACGCCAUCCAGCUGAUGAAGGAUGUCUUUGGCAACUACGUUAUCCAAAAGUUCUUUGAGCACGGCAACCAAGUCCAGAAGAAGGUUUUGGCGUCACAGAUGAAGGGCAAGGUCGUCGACCUGUCCAUGCAGAUGUACGCCUGCCGCGUUGUCCAAAAGGCCCUGGAACACGUUCUCGUCGAGCAGCAGGCCGAGCUUGUCAAGGAGCUGGAGCCCGAGAUCCUCAAGGUCGUCAAGGACCAGAACGGCAACCACGUCGUGCAGAAGAUCAUCGAGCUGGUUCCCCGCCAGUACAUUGACUUCGUCAUGGACGCAUUCCGCGGCCAAGUCAGCCAGCUGGCGGCUCACAUGUACGCCUGCCGGGUCAUUCAGCGCAUGUUGGAGUACGGCACAGAGCAGGACAAGGAGACCAUCUUGGCUGAGCUGCACAACUCGACGCAGGUUCUCAUCACCGACCAGUACGGCAACUACGUCGUGCAGCACAUCAUCGAGCACGGCAUGCCCGAGGACCGAUCGAGAAUCAUUCAGCUUGUCAUUGCACAGCUGGUCACCCUGUCCAAGCACAAGUUUGCGUCCAACGUUGUGGAGAAGUGCAUCCAGUACGGUAACGCGGAAGAGCGCAAGGGCAUUCGGGAGCAGAUCAUUUCCCAGGCCAGCGAUGGUACAAGCUCGCUCCAGCUGAUGAUGAAGGACCAGUACGGCAACUACGUCAUCCAGAAGCUGUUGAACCAGCUCGAGGGUGCCGAACGCGAGGCCUUUGUGGAGGAGAUGCGACCCCAGUUCCAGACACUCCGCAAGACCAGCACUAGCCGCCAGCUCGCUGCUAUUGACAGACUCAUCUACGCGACGACGCAGACGACGCCGUCCAAGUCUGGGGGAUCCCAGGCCGACACCAACUCGGCCGCGCCAACCCCGGUUCUGACCAUGGAGCCCAACAGCCCCCAGAGCAGCAGCCCGCCCAGCACCAGCGCCAGUGCCGUUGGCGAAGUUGCCGAGGACGACAACAAGUCCAGCGCGCCCGGAGGUGUCAGCCUCAAGGUGCAGGUAGAGGAGGCCUGAUAACAGUACUACACGAAUCUUUUGCGAUGACGGCGUCUACGGUUGCUUCGGACAUGCAUCACGACACCAAACGGACUUGACGAUCCCGGCCCACGUGCCAGACUUGUUUAAAAGAGAAGAAAAAAAGACGACGAACACUUACCUAAUUUUGUUUACACAUACCUGAUCUGAAUAUGCAACUCCAAAAAAUUCACCCACAUACAUGGCUGGAACACGGUCACAACGGUAGAAAAAUUGCUUGGACAAACAUUUGGGGAAAGGCGAGGGUUCCCAAAACGGACAUGAUUCUCUGUUGCUUCUUUUUUUUGGUUGCAAAGUUUUCUGGACUUUUAUUUUGCAAAGUAAUGAGUCUGAGGUCUCCGGAGAGCUAUUGGAAGGAUUUAUCACAGGAACAACGGCUGAGCGAUACGAACACGGAAAGCGACCGGUUGGAAUUUGAGGUUCCUAUCGGGGGUUUGUCGGGUUUCCAACAAGGAGGGCAUCGGGGCCGGUCAUUUUGGGGCGC